GAGCGUGCACGAAGCUCUCCGAAAGGCACUUGUGGAAAUAUAAGUUGCGCACAAGGGGCUGCGGAGGAGGAAGUUUCACUCGAGAAUUGUUUCUGCAAGUCUAAAUUUAGUUUUAAGAUCAGAAGUAAAACCAUUAGUUUGUUUUAAAGAGCAGAGAAUGAAUCGCUUUCACCUGUUCGCGUUUUUAAUUGGGCUGUUCAUUGCGGACAGCCAAGCAAUAAUCAGAAUUCCUCUGUACAAGAUGCGCACUGUGCGCCGCAUGCUGGCAGAGAAUGGGAGGACUAUUGACGAGAUCAAAUCCAUGGCCAGACAGAAAACCUCCGAAGUCAAACUUCCAUUCUCGGCCACAACAACACAUACACCAUCACCAACAAAACUGCCAGCACCUGUGGAGAAACUCACCAACUUCAUGGACGCUCAGUAUUUUGGAGUGAUCAGUAUUGGCACCCCUCCUCAAGACUUCACUGUGCUGUUUGACACUGGAUCAUCCAACCUCUGGGUUCCAUCCAUCCAUUGUUCCUACCUGGACAUAGCAUGCUGGUUGCACCAUCGUUACAACUCUAAGAAAUCAAGCACUUAUGUUCAGAAUGGCACGGAGUUCUCGAUCCAAUACGGCAGAGGGAGUCUCUCUGGCUUCAUCAGUCAGGAUACAGUCACUUUGGCAGGGCUGAAGGUGCCAAACCAACAGUUUGCAGAGGCGGUCAAACAGCCCGGGAUUGUGUUCGCGGUGGCACGUUUUGAUGGCGUCCUGGGCAUGGCAUACCCCACCAUUUCUGUAGAUGGGGUUACUCCGGUGUUUGACACGGCCAUGGCUGCCAAAAUCCUGCCCCAGAAUAUCUUCUCUUUUUAUAUCAACCGGGACCCUGCAGGUGAGGUUGGAGGUGAGCUGAUGCUGGGAGGCUUUGACCAGCAGUAUUUUGACGGUGAUCUGCAUUACGUCAACGUCACACGAAAAGCCUUCUGGCAGAUAAAGAUGGAUGAAGUUCAGGUGGGUGGUACUCUUACCCUCUGCAAAAACGGAUGCCAGGCAGUUGUUGACACGGGAACAUCAAUGAUCACGGGGCCGGUUCAAGAGGUGCGGGCCCUGCAGAAAGCCAUCGGAGCCAUACCACUGCUGAUGGGAGAGUACUGGAUUGACUGUAAGAGGAUUCCAUCACUUCCUGUGGUUUCCUUAAGCCUGGGAGGGAAGAUGUUUAACUUAACUGGAAAGGACUAUGUUUUGAAGAUGACUCACAUGGGUGUGAGUGUUUGUCUGUCUGGCUUUAUGGCUAUGGAUAUCCCGCCCCCCGCCGGGCCGCUGUGGAUUCUGGGAGAUGUGUUCAUCGGCCGCUACUACACUGUGUUUGACAGGGAGGCAGACCGCGUGGGCUUUGCUCCUGCUAAAUGAAAAGAGAGUAAAUCGCAUUUUUGUAUUGUACUGGACCUAAUGGGCCAUUAGCAAUACAGAAAGCACUGGUAGAAGUUAAAUCUAUUGCAAUUUGAAAUAUGCAACAUAACAUAAGAAAAUCAACAAAUGCCUGACUGACAGGAUGUUAUUCCAAGUAAGAAACUCAAAGCCUGAAAAAGAGGAAAUGAGACAAACUUGUUUAGAUAAGGAUACUCUGGACUUCCCCGCCUAGAAGACUUGCUUUUUAUUUCAAUCGAUUAAAUCAAAGUAUGCUUUUUAUUUUAUAAUUAAGCUAUGAAUUAUUUUUGUAGAAACUUUAACAAAGAUUGAUUAAAUUAUUGGUAGAUGGAUGUGUGGUCCUCUUUUGUAUGUGUGUAAACCAUUUUGAUAAUGUUGAUGUGUUAUACUCAGUUUAUCAUGAAUUUAUCAUUUAUCAUGAAAUGAAUUCUAUUUCUGUUAAAGCUGAUCAAGACUACUUGGUUUCUUCACUGUAUAAUCAUCACACACAUUGUCAUAACUCAUAAUUGCAGCAAAGGUUCUUCCAAACCUGAAGUUAAAUAAAGCUUUGGUUGUA
Messenger RNA from Cyprinus carpio (common carp), 1961 nucleotides. RefSeq names its product cathepsin D-like. Gene Ontology annotation, cellular component: lysosome. The record is from RefSeq and is a predicted model, not a curated record. Gene Ontology annotation, molecular function: aspartic-type endopeptidase activity. NCBI's taxonomy places the organism in Eukaryota, Metazoa, Chordata, Actinopteri, Cypriniformes, Cyprinidae. Gene Ontology annotation, biological process: proteolysis.